UCUCAUCAUUCUGUAGCACCACCACCCUCAUGUUCCCACUCCCCUAUAUCCUUACACUGGAAGAAGCAGUUCUCAGUCCUGACCUUCUGCCUCCACUCUGCGUCGAUUCAAUGAAGAUGUCAAGAGGGAAGCUCCCGCUCUCCGUCAUGGCGGUCGUCAUCAGUGCCGUAGCAUUGGCUGGGGUGAUCUUCACCGAGGACCUCCGAGCUCUCACCGGUACAUUCAUCUUUAAGCUUAUUGCUUGUUCUAGAAAGGAUGCAGUUACCAAUUCUAGUAAGGUGUCUUCAGAGGAAAAAGAAAAGGCCUCUAAUGAAGAUGAUAUUGUCGAUGAAGAUAAAAUCUCAUUCAAUCCAAAUGAGUGCAGUGUAAUGAAUGGGAAGUGGGUUUUCAACAGUUCUAAGAAGCCUCCCUAUACUGAUCAGACCUGCCCAUAUGUGGAUAGACAAGUGGCUUGUAUGAGGAAUGGAAGGCCGGAUAUGGAUUACUUGUACUGGGAAUGGCAACUAGAUGAUUGCAACUUGCCUAGAUUUGAUGCUGCUGAUGUGCUUGAAAAGCUAAGAGGAAAGAGGUUGAUGUUUGUCGGAGAUUCGCUGCAGAGAGGACAAUGGGAGUCAUUUGUCUGUCUGGUAGAAUCUCAUAUACCAGAAGGACAAAAAUCCAUGAACCGCAGUCGAAAAUUAUCCAUCUUCAGGGCAGAGGAGUACAAUGCUACAAUAGAAUUCUACUGGGCACCGUUUCUUGUGGAGUCCAAUUCUGAUGCCCACAUUAUCAUUGACACAAGCAAGAGAAUUUUACAUGUAGAUUCCGUUUCCAAGCAUGCGCAACAUUGGAUAGGAGCUGACAUCCUUAUUUUUAACACCUAUGUUUGGUGGAUGAGCGGUCAUAGGAUCAAAUCUGUGUGGGGUUCAUUUGCUAAUGGGGAUGAAGGGUUCGAGGAGCUGGAUGCUGUUGUUGCUUAUAGAAUUGGUCUGAAGACAUGGGCCAAUUGGAUAGAUUCUAAUGUGAAUCCAAAUAUGACCAGAGUGUUCUUUAUUACAAUGUCCCCCGCACACAUAAGGAGCUCAGACUGGAACCACAAGAAGGGGAUCAAAUGCUACAAUGAAACAAGACCUGUCAUGAAGAGAGGAUACUGGGGAAGUGGAUCAGAUAAAGGGAUGAUGAAUGUGGUUGCAAGUGUUGUUGGACGAAUGAAAGUCCCUGUCACUAUAGUGAACAUAACACAACUUUCAGAGUACCGAAUCGAUGGCCAUGCAUCAGUUUAUACAGAAUCACAAGGACAGAAGUUAACCAAUAAGCAGAAGGCUAGACCAAGACUCUACGCUGAUUGCAUUCACUGGUGCUUGCCAGGAGUUCCAGAUACAUGGAAUCAGCUUCUUUAUGCUUAUUUGUGAAAUGAAGGGCUGAACAAAGACAUGUAACAAUUCAAUUCAAAUUUCCCAGGUUUCUUUCCAUCCCAUUACCACAAUGCUUCAAAGACAAGAUUAUAUUGUUUAAUCACCUUCAUAUGAGACAAAUAAGACAAUGAAUUAAGCUAUACCUAAAGUGAAUUAGGC
Molecule: messenger RNA, 1553 nt
Organism: Elaeis guineensis (African oil palm)
Lineage: Eukaryota; Viridiplantae; Streptophyta; Magnoliopsida; Arecales; Arecaceae
Product: probable xylan O-acetyltransferase 8
Cellular component (GO): Golgi apparatus
Molecular function (GO): O-acetyltransferase activity
Source: RefSeq, a predicted model, not a curated record